AUGCAGAUGACAACACCUAUGAUUGCCUCAAGUUUAUCAGCCCCGAUGGAGGUUUAUAUUGUUUUACGUGAAGAUGAUAGCAGCACUUUCAUAUAUCCAACAUCUCAUUCUUCACCGGUAACAGCAAAGGCUAGUUCUACUUCAAAACCGGCCCCGAUGAUUGUGUCGUUGCUUCCGAAACGGUCUCGAUUGGUCUACCGGAGGCGGUCAGAGGGUCAAUUGUCACAAGGAAACAAUGUUAAUGCUGUAGAACUGCCUGCUAACAAGACGAUGAUUACUUCAAGGAGAAGCUUAUCCGUUUCAUUUCAAGGUGAGGUUUUUUCACUUCCCAUUAGUAAGAUAAAAGCUCAAGAGGGUUCCAGUUUGACUAGGAAAGCUAUUCCCGAAAGGCGUCGAGCUAGCCCAGUGAUUGAUCACGGGGAGAAUUACACGUCGGUGGAUCCUAGGAAAGCCCGAAAAGCGAAUUCGGGUUCGAAUUUGUUGUCUAAGAGUGUUUCUUUUGUUAGUCCUUGUGUUAGGAGGUCGAGUUUGGAUGUAGGAGGUCCUACUGAGAUGUUUAAAGAAACUAAUAAGCUAAAGCCAAAUGUUGCCGCUUGCGAUCUAGCUGCAUCCGAUACCGAUAGUGUGUCCUCCGGGAGCACCAAUUCUGGUAUGCAAGAAUGUGGAGGAAAUGGUCUUCUGAGAGGGAGGAGUGUGCCCCGGAAUAUUGGAGUGUCUGCGAGAAUUGGUGGUUCGGCUGAGUUUAUUCAGUCGAAAAGGUUAUCUACUGAUGGUGCUAUGACUUCUUUGUUUACAAUACCUGCUUCUCCUAUUCAGCUUUGGACAUCUUCAGCUUCAUCUUGGUCGAGGGGGCUAAGUUCUGCUCGAGGAAAGAAUGGGGAGGACCAGAUAGUCGAUGCUCGCGUUUUAAGGCUUCUUUAUAACAUAUACUUGCAAUGGAGAUUCACAAAUGCAAAGGCAUAUGCCACUUUCAUGACACAGAAGCUGAGUGUAGAGAUAGCUCAUUUAGAGGCGUGGACGCUCCUCGAACGAGAUCACUCUUGUUCUUUGCGACAAGCGAGUGAAGCUUUAAAGGCGAGUACUCUUCGCCUUCUGAUUGUCGGAAAAGCAAUAUUUCAUAGCUAUCAGUAG
Messenger RNA from Hibiscus syriacus, 1131 nucleotides. RefSeq names its product protein SNOWY COTYLEDON 3-like. The transcript has 6 exons. Gene Ontology annotation, biological process: spindle assembly; centrosome cycle. The coding region runs from base 1 to 1131 and encodes 376 amino acids. NCBI's taxonomy places the organism in Eukaryota, Viridiplantae, Streptophyta, Magnoliopsida, Malvales, Malvaceae. The record is from RefSeq and is a predicted model, not a curated record. Gene Ontology annotation, molecular function: microtubule binding. Gene Ontology annotation, cellular component: cytoplasm; centrosome; nuclear microtubule.